Messenger RNA from Brassica rapa (field mustard), 3260 nucleotides. RefSeq names its product cytochrome P450 705A22. Lineage: Eukaryota; Viridiplantae; Streptophyta; Magnoliopsida; Brassicales; Brassicaceae. The record is from RefSeq and is a predicted model, not a curated record. Gene Ontology annotation, cellular component: membrane. Gene Ontology annotation, molecular function: oxidoreductase activity, acting on paired donors, with incorporation or reduction of molecular oxygen, NAD(P)H as one donor, and incorporation of one atom of oxygen; heme binding; iron ion binding.
AUGCAUUAAUCAUGGUUUUAGGCAUGGGUCUUCAGUUCGGGUUCACACGGUUUCAAUUUUUGGAGGAGCGUAAAAAUUAGCGCUCUUCAGAUUUUUUAAAAAUUUUGGUUCAGAUUUGUUUUUUUUUUUUUUGCUUCACAGUUUAGAUUUAGUAACACAACAUAAACUUAGUUGACCUUGUUUCAGUUAUAAUACAGGUUUCAGUUAUAUAAAUACAUGUUUAUGACUGUAAAGUAGUGAUGUCGGGUCUUAGCCCGCUGGACCAACCCAAAUGGCCUAUAUGCAGGGCGGGGUUGGUCAAUAUUUUUUCAGACCCAAAUAAUUGUGGGCCUCGCGGGACUGGACUGCAUGGAUCCACACUGAAGGGGGUUGGCACAUACAGAUCUCGUGGGGGUUUGCGGGUGACCGUCAAAUAGAUCAAUCCGACAAAGUGCAGAUCCAUUUGUUCACUUUCUUCUUCGUUUCUGAAUGCAAUAUCUUCUUCGUUUCGACUUCUAUCAUUGAUUCCAUGCUUCUUUGUUUUGAUUGCUUAUCAAAUCUCUCUCUUAUCAUCUCAAUUUAAUUUAUCGAUCAUUUUCGAUGACUUCAUUUGUGAUUCUCUUUUUCUCCUCCUCUAUAGGCUGUGUUAAAGCUCAAUUGUCACUGCAUGAUACUCUUUGAAUUGGUUGGCUAUAGCAUGAUUAUGUCGGCUGUUAAAAGUUUUUAAACGGAAGAUGAUAUAUAUUAACAAAAUUAAAAUUGAAUUCUUUUUUGGUCAACUUUUUAGUUGAGAGAUGGUUUUACAAUCUAUUUUUAAUUGAUGAGUUUUAUUAUUAAAACCCCCUAAAUUAACGCCCUAUUUUUCUUUAUGUCGGCCUUUCAAACGGCUAUAUAUGUGUUACAAUGUUUGGGUACAAGUAGAUGAUGCUUACUUGCUCUUAAGAUCUUAAGCUCAUCAUUAAGUUAUUUCAAUUGUUUUUCUUAAGCUAUCCAGUAGAGGUAACUAAUUCCUCGCCUAACAAGUCAUGUGUUAUUUAAUGUUCAAAAAUAAAAAAAGUUAAGUGUGAUUCUUACAUUACUUGACACUAGACACUUCUACACAUUUAUUGAUAUAACAUCUGCGUAUUUUACACGUAUAUUAUAUAUUACAAACUUUUGACAAAGUAUAUAUUUAAUUUUAUUCCAUGCUUUAAAAUCUUUAAAUCCAUGUGGAACCCUAGUUGUCACCUUGGUCCACAAAGACUCUUUGUUAAGUUAUCCAACAUAGUUAAUUUAUUGUCUUGCUAAUGCUAUAUGUACGUUUUCUUAUGUAAGAACUUGGCACUUUCGUUUCAAUGCACUGAAGAUGCUAUUAUCCAUGUGGACCUUAGUUGUCACCUCGGUUAAAUUAUUCAGAUUAGUCAUUGUUAAGUUAUCAAAUAGAGUCAAUCCCUUGUGUUGCUAGUUGUGUGUGUUCCUUCAGUCGACACUCAACACUUUUAAGUUAUGUGCACAGUGCACAUGUCACUUACGUGAUUUUUCCUCUUCGCUCCGACCUUGCCUCUUAUUUAUAUAGGUUGAGAUCCCUACAGUCUCUUUACUAAAAAAUGGCAUCAAUAAUCACCGGUGAAUGUCAAUAUUUCAUCUUAAUCCUCUUAUGUUUCUUCGCAUUCAUCUGUUUUUUUCUCUUCUUCACAAAACCAACACAUAGCGUCCGUUUGCCUCCGAGCCCUCCUUCUCUUCCAAUCAUCGGCCAUCUUCACCAUCUCCUCUUUUUCUUACUCUACAAGCCUUCCCUUUUCUUUUUUGAUAUUUUACCCCUCGAGUUCUUACAUACGCUCUCAUCCAAAUAUGGAACUCUCCUGCUUUUCCGAGCUUCUUUCUUCCCCUUCCUCCUUGUCUCUUCAGCCUCUGUAGCCUACGAGAUCUUUACGACCCACGACGUGAACGUUUCAUCUCGCAACCUUCCUACCAACGAGGGGUCUAUCAUCUUCGAUACGUCUGGAUUCGUUACCGCACCUUAUGGAGGAUACUUUAAGUUCAUGAAGAAACUCAUUGUUACAAAGCUGUUGGGACCCAACGCGCAAGUCCAGUCUCGAAGCAUCCGUGAAGACGAACUAGAACGGUUACGUGGGAUCCUGCUCGAUAAGGCGAGGAAGAAGGAGAGCGUUGAGAUUAACAAGGAAGCGAGGAAGCUUGUCGGAAACAUCGUUGCCAGGAUGACAAUGGGAAGGAGUUUUACAGAGGAGAACGGUGAUGUAGAGAGUAUCCAAAGUUUGGUUGCCAAGGCAAAUGCUUCGAAGAUAAAGAUGGCCUUAUCAGUUUUAAUUUUCGGACAGCUGGAGAAGGUUGGAAUUUCAUGGUUCAAGAAAAGAACAGUUAUAAAAAAAUUUGACAAGCUGAUAGAGAGGUGUCUUGUAGAACACAAAGAGAAACCAAACAAGGAUCAAUGUAUGGAUAUGAUGGACGUGUUGUUGGCAGUUUCUGAAGAUCCAAACGCAGAAUACAAGAUCACUAGAAACAACAUCAAGGCGUUUUUGGUGGAGCUUUUUUUGGGAGGCAUUGAUACCUCGGUGAACUCAAUACAGUGGACAAUGGCCGAGAUCAUUAACAACCCUAUUAUUGCUGAUAGAUUGAGAGAAGAAAUUGAUUCCGUUGUAGGGAAGUCAAGGUUAAUUCAAGAAACGGAUCUGCCAAACCUCCCUUACUUGCAAGCGGUCAUCAAGGAAGCCCUAAGAUUGCACCCACCCGUGCCUAUAAUACCAAGGGAAUUCAAUCAAGGAUGUACGGUAGGAGGGUUCUUCGUACCAGGGAAGACAAGACUUCUGGUUAACAUUUUUGCUGUGAUGAGAGAUCCAAAUGUCUGGGAAGACCCUCUUGAGUUCAAGCCAGAGAGGUUUCUAACUUCUUUAAGUUCAGGGCAAGAAGAUGAGAGAAACAAGCAAACAUUGAAGUACCUUCCUUUUGGUGGCGGAAGGAGAGGAUGUCCUGCAUCAAAUCUAGGUUAUAUGAUUGUUGGAACAACAAUAGGAAUGAUGUUGCAGUGCUUUGACUGGAGUAUCAAAGGAGAGAAGGUCAACAUGGAUGGAUGCUUUAAAGAAUUCACAGAAACCAUGGCUUAUCCUCUUACGUUCACUCCCGUUACUCGAAUAUCCACCAUUGACUCGGAAACGUUGCAUACAUAACAGACUUAACAGUGCUAUAGAGUAUAUCUUUAAAAAGUAAGAAAGAGAACUCGCUCUCUAUUGAUUGUUCCAUCUUCUCCACGUACCAUCAGACAUAUAAGCUUUCCCGUUUUAGUA